Acanthocheilonema viteae is the source of this 591-nucleotide messenger RNA. Lineage: Eukaryota; Metazoa; Nematoda; Chromadorea; Rhabditida; Onchocercidae. The record is from the annotation of a GenBank genome assembly.
AUGGCGACGGGGAUGCCAGCAGAUGAGGGUGAUAUUCGUAUCGAAGAAGAUGAUAUUUUGGAUAAUGGCAGUGAUUUACACACUUCCACGGAUCAUAUGAGUGAAGAUCCAGAUAUGGAGGCAUUAGCAAAUCGUAUGAAAGAAAUUGAAGAAGAAGCUCAGUUAAUACGCCAAAUGCAAAGUGAUGUUGAGAAACAAAUGAAUAUGAGCACCGGCAGUAACACUUCUCAAAGUGUGGCUUCGAUUGAAGAUAAAAUUGAAACAGAUAGUAGAUCUGUUUACGUGGGGAAUGUUGAUUAUUGUUCGACUGCAGAAGAACUAGAAGCUCAUUUUCAUGGAUGCGGUUCCGUAAAUAGAGUAACAAUCUUGACAGAUAAAUUCACAGGUCAUCCAAAAGGAUUCGCCUAUAUUGAAUUUGCUGAUAAAGAAGCUGUUUGUGCUAAACGAACAAAUCGGCCUGGUGUAAGUACCACAAACCGACCACCGCGCGCACGAGGUCGUGGAGGCACGCGAGUAAUUGUGAAAUACAUCUACGCUGGUUAUCGGGCUAGACGACCUCCAAGGCGUCGUGGGAUUUUCGCGCCAUACUAA